Loxodonta africana (African savanna elephant) is the source of this 3754-nucleotide messenger RNA. RefSeq names its product Fc receptor-like protein 1. The record is from RefSeq and is a predicted model, not a curated record. Gene Ontology annotation, cellular component: plasma membrane. The coding region runs from base 714 to 1997 and encodes 427 amino acids. Gene Ontology annotation, molecular function: transmembrane signaling receptor activity. The transcript is spliced from 11 exons. Gene Ontology annotation, biological process: cell surface receptor signaling pathway. NCBI's taxonomy places the organism in Eukaryota, Metazoa, Chordata, Mammalia, Proboscidea, Elephantidae.
GUAUGCGUGACCCAGGCCAUGGUAUUUUCAUUCGCCUCAUAUGCCUGUGAAAGCUAGACAGUGAAUAAGGAAGAAUUGAUGCCUUUGAAUUAUAGCAUUGGCAAAGAAUACUGAAUCUACCAGACUGCCAGAAGAAUGAACAAAUGUGCCUUGGACGAAGCACAGCCAGAACACUCCUUAAAAGGGAGGAUGGUGAGAAUUCAUCUUGCAUAAACUGGACAUGUUACCAGGAGGAACCAGUCCCUGGAGAAGAACAUCAUGCUUGAUAAAGUAUAAAGUUGAUGAAGAAAAGGAAGACCCUGAAUGAAAUGGAUUGACAUAGUGGCUACAACAAUGGGCUUAAACAUAGCAAUAAUUGUGAGAAUGGCGAAGGACCGAGUAGUGUUUCCUUCUGUCGUACAUAGGGUGGCUAUGAGGCGGAACCAACUGGACAGCACCGAACGACACAAAGGAGCACUUUUGAUUUCCUCACCCUCCACAGGAAACAGGAGAAAUGCAUAGUCUUCUACACCCUGAGUGAAGACUAUACCUUUGCAUACACCGUGCUCUUCCACACCUCUCUUCUUCCUUCAUCUAUUUUUGUAAACUCGUGCUGAAGAGUAACUUCCGAUCCUGACUUCCUCAAACCUCAGACAAGCUGCUGCCUCUUAACUCCGAGGUGAAUUCUCUCUGAUGAAAGGACAUCUUCGGUUACAGUUCCCGACCUGACCCUCAUGCUUCUGAGGCUCCUGCUGUUGAUCUAUGCUCCACUCUGUGAACCAACCGAGCUGCUUCUGAUAGCUAGUCCCACCCGGCCUAUAGAGGGGAGCUCGAUGACUCUGAUCUGUAAGAUCUACCCAGCUCCACAGACAGCAGGUGUCCAGCUUCAGUUCUGCUUCUUCAGUGAUGUCUGGAACCAGAGAUUGCCCUGCAACACCUCCCCAAAGCUUCAGAUUCCCAAAAUGUGGCGUGAAAACUCAGGGUCUUACUGGUGUGAGGCAAAGCCAGAGAAAACUCGAGUUAUACGGAGCCAGAGGUUCUGGAUAGACGUGCAGAGAGUCCGCGUCUCUGAUGUGAGCUUGGAGACACAGCCCCCAGGGGGCCAGGUGAUGGAGGGAAAAAAGCUGGUCCUUGUCUGCUCGGUCGCUAAGGGCACAGGAAACAUCACCUUCCUCUGGUACAAAGGGGCCAUGGGUUUCAAACUGGGCACAAAGACCCUGCGUUCCUUAACUGCAGACUUUGAGAUCCUUACGGCGAGGGAGAGUGAUGCUGAGCAAUAUUACUGUGCAGCUGACAAUGGCUAUGGCCCCAGCCUCAGUGGGCUGGUGAGCAUCACUGUCAGAAUUCCAGUGUCUCAUCCAGUCCUCACCCUCAGGGCUACUGGGGCCCAGGCUGUGGUGGGGGAUGUGGUGGAGCUUCACUGUGAGGCCCAAAGAGGCUCUCCCCCAAUCCUAUACCGGUUCUAUCACGAAGAUAUCAUCUUGGGGAACAGCUCAGCCCCCUCUGGAGGAGGAGCAUCCUUCAACCUGACUGCAGAGCAUUCUGGGAACUACUUCUGUGAGGCCGACAAUGGCCUGGGGACCCAGCACAGUGAAGCCGUGCUACUCAACAUCACAGUGCCUACCAAGGACAGAAGGGAACUUCUUACUAUAGGAGUCAUCGAGGGGCUACUCGGCACCCUUGGUCCCACCUCUGUCGUCCUACUCUUUUGUUACUGGCUCAAGAAAAAAAUAGGAAAACGGUCAGCCAGGGAUCCACUCAGGAGCCCUCCCAGCCCUGUACCCCAAGACUUUACCUAUGUCAACUCACCUACCCCAGCGCCGCUGCAGCCCGUGUAUGAAAAUGUGAACGUUGUAAGUGGGGAUGACGUCUAUUCACUGGUGUACUGUAGCCAGCAGGAACGGAAACCAGCAGCAGAGCCGCCAAGGACACUUACUGAGGAUGAGGUCUCCUUAGCCAUCUAUUCUAAGGUGAAGCAGGCAAGCAAUAUGGAUGUGGACUAUGAAGAUGCAAUGUAAAACUAUGGAAUAUUCCACCUUUUUAAAACCAUCCAUGAGCCCAAGCCUCAGAUCCAACAUGUUCUUCAGAGAUCACAGGGGAGCCGGCUUUCUGGUACACCUCACCCAGGUGCUUUGCUCCAUGAGCCUAAUCCUUCAUCUACCGUGAAGUCACUGUAAGCCCUGAAGAGACCAUCCAGGAGAACUAACGUGGAUACAGGAGUGGGAAGAACUGUGUUAUGGAAGAGCUGGUUUCCUGCUGGUUCCUCUGGGAUGGGCCAAAACGUGCUCUUAAUUCUUUUCGCAAGAGGAAAUGGUGGGAUAAAAGGGGUUGGGCUCUCCUGGUGGAGAAAUAGUGAAGCUAAGAGUGCGUGGACCCAGGGAGAGUGGUUUUGUAGAACUGCUCCAACAAGACAGCUGUGUCCAUGGUUUUGUCUAAGUAUUUUCUCAGCACAGGCAGUAGAGAACCCCACUUAGGUUAAUCAUCAUGUUUCUGCCUAAAAUACACUAUUCAGUAUAUUUUGGGUCAAGUUAGCAAAUUAGAACUAAAACAAAAUUACAUAAAGAAUUAUGGUGGCCACACUCAAUUUUAAUAAUGUGUUAUCCAGGCUGAUCUAAAUGUCUCAAUAUUUAUGAGAAAUAAUCUCUAUCCAAAAUUCUGUGUCUGCUGCAACCUCUAGAAGGUUUGUGAAUAUAUUUUUUACUUCUUUCAUUCAUAAAUUUCUUGAAAACAUGUAUAAUAUGGUUUGGAGUCUGUGUUUUAAUUUGAAAGCAAUCGCACACUCUUACAAAUGAAAGCAAUUUGCAUAAAAAAUAAAAAAGUUGAAGCUGUCCCUGUAAUAGGACACCACAAAGGGUAGCCAUUGUUAAAAAUGUACCUUAUGACUCUCCAGAUAGUUUUGUACAAACACAUACACAUGUAUGUAAGUAUAGUUAUUUAAAAAUAUGCCUACUUAACAAAAUAUCGUGAAAUACUUUCAAGUCUGUAUAGAUCUACUGUACUAUAUUAAAAGGCUGUACAGUAUUCCAUUGUAUAGGCAAGCCAUAAUAUGUUUUAAUCCUUCCCAGCACUGAUGGACUUUAAGGUGGCUUCCAAAGUUUUCAUAUUGUAAAAACAUUGCUAAAGUAAAUGUCCUAUAAAAAAAACAUCUUUUUAUGCAUUCUUGUUGGUUUAUCUGAAAGAUAAAUUAACAUAUAUCUGGGAUCACUACGUUUUAGGUUACGUACGUUAGAGGAUUUUGUUAAAUACUCUUAAAUUGCCCUCCUGUAAAUUGUAUCAAUUAACAUAUUCAUCAACAGUAAAGAAGAGAAUGAAGGUGUAGGGAAAAGUAUCACUGUUAUUUCCAUUUAAAAGUUUUAAAUUACUAAGGAAGUUGAGCAUCUCUCCAUAAAUUGACUGCUGGUUUAUAAUUCUUCUAGAAGUUUUCUGUGUUUAGCUUUUGCCCAUUUUUCUUUGUGUUCAUUUCUUUUUCUUAUGCUUUUAUAUGAACUGUUUAUUGAGGUGUAAUUUAACACCGUUGAAAGCACAGGCUUUACGUACACAGUCCCAUUCAUUUGACAAAUGCAUGCAUGCCCCUGAAUAAAUCAAAUGCCUGUCCUAAUAUAGAAUGGUCCCGUCUUCCUAGAAAGUUCCCUCAUACCCUCUUUCAGUCAAUUUCUGCCCCUCCUAGAAACAAUUAUGUAAAUUUUUUGACAGUCAUAUUAUUUAUUGCAACAAAAGUAAUUUCAACUAUACGUCCAAUGCAAAUGGUUAUAUAAGUCAUAUCCAUACACUAGAA